AUGGCGCAGAGGGCUCAACCAGUAUUGGCCACCACAGAUGUUUUUCAAAAGGGAGAUAUUCAUUGGAAGCAAUUCAAUGUUGAAACCUCCACUGCUUCCUCAUCACCUCCAAAACCAUUGCUUAUUUUUACACCAGCGGUGCCUGGCUCAUACCCUUUUUGCAAUGUGUUUGCCUGUGUUGGACCCAGUCAAAUUAAAUUUGCAGGAAAAGUUGUGGAUUGGCUAGUUGAGGGGUUUCAACCUCUACUUCUUGAGAACGUUAAAGCCAAAUUGGAGAAACUAGUUCUAUCAGGCCACGGUGGAAAAACUGCAUUUGCUGUGGCACUAGAUCAUGCCAAACAAACCUCAAAUUUUCAGCACUCAUAG
Glycine soja is the source of this 366-nucleotide messenger RNA. RefSeq names its product chlorophyllase-2, chloroplastic-like. The transcript is spliced from 2 exons. Bases 1 to 366 code for a protein of 121 amino acids. Gene Ontology annotation, biological process: chlorophyll catabolic process. The record is from RefSeq and is a predicted model, not a curated record. Gene Ontology annotation, molecular function: chlorophyllase activity. Lineage: Eukaryota; Viridiplantae; Streptophyta; Magnoliopsida; Fabales; Fabaceae.